Molecule: messenger RNA, 1167 nt
Organism: Aspergillus brunneoviolaceus CBS 621.78
Lineage: Eukaryota; Fungi; Ascomycota; Eurotiomycetes; Eurotiales; Aspergillaceae
Product: kinase-like protein
Exons: 3
Coding region: 115-1167 (350 amino acids)
Biological process (GO): protein phosphorylation
Molecular function (GO): ATP binding; protein kinase activity
Source: RefSeq, a predicted model, not a curated record
ACUGACCUGUGGUCAUAUGAAGCCCGCUGUUGAGGACCGAAAAGGGGAUUAGGCAAGCUCCCGUACUCACCUGCUGUUCUCUCUUUUGAAAAGGCAACCUACAGCUGUCUGAAGAUGCUGAAGCGGUCUGUGCUCCUGCUGAUAACCAGCAUCGGUCUCUCCAAGCUGUCACUCAGUUGGCUCGGAUCUGCAUCGUCAACCUCACGUUCGGAGCCACAUAGUAGUUCAAGCAUCCCACCAGGGCCAAAAGUGCCCGAGUGCAUUGAAUCCUGGGAAACGUACAAGAGCUAUCAGCAGCGACGCCAGACCUCUACCGGCUUGACAGCCCGAAAGGUCUUGGUCGCGGACCUCGAGUCUCGUGUUCCCUCGUCCGAACUUGUGGAAGAUGCGGAUCCCUACCAAACGACGGAGGAUAUCCUAGGGCACGGCGCCAGUGGAUUUGUCUACGGGGGCACCUGGAUACCGCUGAGUGACGCAUCCAACCACCAGCUGGAUCUCCUGGGUCAGCAGGACGUGGCAGUCAAGGUCUCGCACGACCCAUGGCUGCUAUGGGAAGCCCAUAUGAUGAAUCUGGUGCAGGGCGACCACGUUAUCAGGGCCACCGCUACCUUCACGAUCCCCCAGCCCAACGACACCCAGGCGCAUAAUGGAGCCGUCUACGCGAUGGUCAUGCCGAGGGUACGCGGCAGUCUGCAACUGUGGGCAAACGAACUGCCGCCCGCCAACCGGGCACGACAAACGCUGCCCGUCAUGCUGCAGAUGGUCGAAGCGCUGGUCCAGCUCCACCGACAGGGCUUCGCGCACCAGGACCUAAAGCUCGGAAACAUGGUAUAUGACCGCACACCGACCGGAGAGAUGCGCGUCCUGAUAUCGGACCUGGAUCGGAUCACUCGUUCGCGGGAUGUUCGCGGCAGCGCGGGGACGCUGGGGUAUCUCUCGCAGGCAGAAAUCCUAUUGAGAAAAACGUUUGAUCCUAUGAGCUCUGAUGUCUUCGCGAUGGGUAUGGCUCUGCUUCAGUUGGCUUUCGAUAGCAUGUCCAGUCAUGACUUUCGUAUGCUGGUGUGGAGGACUGUGGUGAUUCAAUAUGAGUUAGUAAUUGCUCAACCUCGGCAUUUCCCAAUCGGGCGACUAGCCAAAAUGCGCAAUGCGCACUGUACCUUAGUAUAG